AAAAGAAAUUGAAAAUAAAUGUUAUUCCCGUGAUAAUUAUAGCACAUCUAAAGUCAAAAACUCAGAUAUGCUAUCUGAACAAGGAAACAUUUAUGGUUCAUUAGAAUUUUUUUUUUUUGUUAAACAGCAUGACUUCUUUUUUAGGGUCUAUACUGUUUUCUGCUAAGAGAGCUGAUGAGCUGCUAUUAAUAAACAGAAGCUAAUGAUUUGAUCCUGUCUGACUGACCAAACAUCUAAUUAGGACCCAGUUUUAAUUAUCUAAUUUUUAUGGUGCGUAUAUGUUCUCGCCAGAGUUCAACGUGACGCUCAUGACAUCAGUACGACCAUCACAUGACGCCAGUGAGCGUCGUAGUUCUAUUUUUACUCUCAAGGACUCAUUUGAAGCUGAAGUGCGUCCAGCGGAGCGCUUAGACGCACGGAAACACCUGGUUUUAACUCCCAUUUUAAAACUGACAAGGUGCGCCAUUGUGCGCAGUGAGAAACGUGUGAGAUGUGACUGAUGUGAUGCUCAGGGAAGAAAAUAAAGCAGCGCCACAGGAAGGACCCCUUUCCUGGGGGAGAGGUUACCAGAUUCCCCAACAUAACCAGAGGCGAUCGAAUCUGGAAACCACGGAGGAUUGUGUCUGUCGCUGAAUCCUGGACAGGGAUGGCAUGAUCCAGACUCCUGUCCUGACCGUCGUGACUGUAACGCCUGAUGAUAGUUUGCAACGGGACCGCGGAUGUGCUCUGAACGACUCUGGAUAUUUAAGCACCAUGGACGCAGCGGACAUAGUGGCUUCUGUGUUGAUUUUGGGGAUCGUUGUUGUGUCGCUGCUGUCCAACGUGGUGGUGCUGAUCUGCUUUCUGUACAACCCGGAGAUCCGCAAGCAGGUACCUGGUCUUUUUAUCCUCAACUUGACCUUUUGCAACCUGUUGCUGAGCGUGUCCAACAUGCCUCUAACUCUGGUUGGACUCAUCACCACGGGGCACCCCGGAGGCGCAGGAUUCUGUCACAUCGUGGGUUUCCUCGACACUUUUCUCACGACAAACUCCAUGCUCAGCAUGGCUGCGCUCAGCAUCGAUAGGUGGGUGGCGGUGGUGUUUCCUUUGAGCUACCACUCGAGAAUACGGCACCGGGAUGCGGUGUUGGCGCUCGGUUACACUUGGAUACACUCACUCUGCUUCUCCACCGUGGCCACCUGCCGCUCCUGGGUCGGAUACCACCACCUUUACGCAUCCUGCACCCUCUGUAACGCGCGAGCCAAGGUAGCUGGGGUUCAGUUUAUGGUUUUCACGGUGGCUCUGCACACUCUCACGUUCCUUCUUACACUGAUCGUGAUGUGCGUAACAUACCUGAAAGUGCUGAAAGUUGCAAGAUUCCACUGUAAGCGCAUCGACGUGAUUACCAUGCAGACGCUAGUGCUGCUGGUGGAUAUUCACCCCAGUGUUCGACAGAAAUGCCUGGAGGAGCAGAAGCGGAGGAGGCAGCGAGCCACCAAGAAGAUCAGCACAUUCAUUGGCACGUUUGUGGUCUGUUUCACGCCUUAUGUCAUUACAAGGAUUGUAGAGAUUUUCUCCCCAGGCCCCAUAAGCCCUCACUGGGGCAUCCUGUCCAAAUGUUUGGCCUACAGCAAGGCAGCAAGCGACCCAUUCGUGUACUCGCUGCUGCGCCACCAAUACAGGAAGACCUGCAGUGUUCUGGCCAAUAAAAUCCUCAAGAGGAGUCCGCUCAACUCCUCCUCCUUCAGGACAGAGACCAAAGUAGGAAGGGACACAAACAGCACAGCCAACAACAUCCAACCGUCACCCAACAAAGCAUUCAAUCAGUGAGGCACUCAUGUUCAGUGACAUUUUCAGGGGCAUCUUGACAGAUAUUUUACUUCAGAAUUUAAGAAAUGGACCUUUCUCUGAUUGUGUAACAUCAAAACACACAAGAAUACCCUUCUUUUACUCUGGAAUACAAGACGGACAACUUUCUUGAUCGAUUUUUGCAUCCCAUAAAAAUCCUCAAAAAAGGUGAACGUGUUGACAGUUCCAUCCCUUAGUCAGCCUUUUGAUGUUUAUUUGUUCCUGCUGAGAGAAUUCUUUAUUUUAAUAGGAUACAAAUCAAGUAUAUGAGUUUUAGAAAAGGUUAAAUAAUCCUUCAGGAGAUUCUGCAAAGUUGAUCAAUGUUUUUGAAAGCCCAAGCUCAUUUAGGAGGGCUAUUUUUAGCAGCAGGAGCAUGGCAAAACAGACCAUGUUUCUUGUUUUCAUGGAAACAAGGGAGCUUGGAACCCAGUGUUUUAAAUCACACCUUCACUUUUUUGUUGGCUAAUGGUUAGUUGGAUCAAUUUAUGAGAAAUUUAAAGGUGUGGAGCACUGAAAACCCAUGUUUUAAUGAUUAUUUCUGAUUAUAAUUGGUCACUUUGAGUUUUUCAUGCAGGCUGAACAUGAAAAUAGUCUCCUACACCUAUCUCCUGCAUUAGCUUCUGAUAGAAAAUAGACGGUGAAAUUCUAGGAUUUGAAAAGCCUGACAGAUCUAUGUCACACUGCCACUAAAUAUUCAUAGACUCACCCAUCCUGACUCACAACGAGGAAGGCUGUUGUUAUUUUAGAGUCCAGCAAAGAACACAUUGGCUAGUUUAAGCUAACGUUAGCAUUAGCAACUCCACCACAUAGCUGAACUCCUCCAGGCUUGCGUUAUUUGUGGAGAUAAAACAUCAACGUUGCAAGUCAGCGGUAGAGUCGAGUCGCUUUUAUCCAAUCAGAGGUGAGAUGUCCACAUAUUAGGAAAUAAGACUCUAAAACCUGGCGUCUGAUGCUCAGCUGUGAUGUGGCUCACUUCUAAUUCCUGAAAUUAGUGCACCAGUGAUUUUUGCCCCCCAGGUACAACUUACAAGUCAUUCAUUCCUACUAGUGACCAUUGCAAAUGUAUUGAUUAAACAAGUGUUCCACACCUUUAAAUAUUGGUAACUUAAUUCUUGAUUUAAAAAAAAUGACAGCCAAUUUUAUAAGUUGUAUAUAAACUGCAAAUACACAGUUUGUUUUGUAGCACUCUGGUUGAUUUGUUACAAAUAGGUACCAUAUAACAAUAUGUCAUUAAAUGUGAAAAAAAAAAAUAAAUAUCAAAGCAGUGAGAUGUGCAAGUGAAUUCCUACAUAAAGCUGGUUUAUGAUUCCUUGGCUAGUCCUUUAGAGGCAUUGUAGCAGUAAUGAUUUGCUGUAAUUCUUAAUGAAAAGUUUGACCUCAGUAGCGAUCAUAAAGCUGGAGAAGAUACAGUUCUAUGAACGAUUUCAAAUAGAAACACCAGUUUUACAUUUCUGUGGUGAAACAGUGUACUAAGCUAAGUUUAAUUGAAGUUUCUGUGCUUUGUGGCUGUGAUGCGUUAUUUAUGAAGUGCCUUUUCACAAUGGACGAAAACCCGUCAUAUUUUUGCGCUAUGGUUGAGUGUUUCAUCAUCAACAAGAGACUUUUAUUUUGCAAAGCCUCCUGGUUGUUUUGCUGUUACAGGCAGUAAUGAGAUGAGCUGUUAUUUGAAUAUUGUGGUAUUUAGCAACAAGUAAUUCCAGCUCACAUGUCACACGAGGAGCUGUGUGGCAUUUAAACCAUGAAUGUAUGCUGUGCUGUUUUCACUGGCAAAUGAGGAUGUUGUAGUUAUUUUUUUAUUUUUUCUUUGUUGUGACAUUUUGUAGCCUUUGAAAGGCAGGAAAUCUAUUUAUUAUUUGUCAAAGUGUGUCAUAUUUUUGCCAUUUGUGAUGAUAAUGCAUUAAAUGCUGUGCAUUUUUGCAUUUUAAAGUUUUCUACUUGUUCAGCGUUGUUCGUCACUGUUUGACGUAAGCGGUACUUUACUAACACACGUAUCUGCUGGAACCUUUCUUCCCACUCCCACGCUAGUUAAGUUUAACAAGGUGAAAUAAUGAAAUAAAUGCUGCUGUUGGUGUGACAGCAGAACAAAGACUUUUUUAAAGCAGUGGGGUUCAAAGUUAGAUGCUUUUUUAAUUGCAGGACAGCUAGAAGAAUGAAAAUUAAACGAGCAAAGCAGACAAAGGUAGGCAUGAGUUCGGGCAGCAGAGGGAAUUCUAUUUAAGCAUCAUUUAAACAAUCAGUACGAAUAAAAUAAAAUUAAAUCAUCCCUUGAAACAAUCACGGCUUGUCAGAAAUCAGGGCUGCCUCCUGUAAUUUUUGCUUUUCACAAAAGUAGUUAAAAGCUUAACUACUUCACCAACCUAGAGCAAUUAGAACAUGUAGAGAAAGUUUGAAAGGAUCCCCAGCCUGGAGGCAUUUUGUGUCUACUCCAGAGUCUCAAUGAGUGGGUGAGACACAAACCUGCCAUCCACAAAGUGCUGCACAAACCUGAUGAUUAAGCCACGAAGCGUAGGAAGUACAAGAAAUCAAAGGAGGAAGGAAAGGAAGAUGAGAGCAGUGGUUGACUUCAUGCCGCCACAACAUCAUGAGUCUUUUGAAGCAAACUACAAUCAUGUCAAAGGCUGGUGGUCAGCGUUUUCAUCUGGAAAAAGCUGCUAUUGCAUCAUUUAUUAUAGGAAGCUUCAAUCAGCUUUUAAUAACUGAACAGUCACAGUAAAAUUGCCUUUUUCAGGGUUUAAACUCACCAUGUGAACUGCAAAACAAACAUUGGUGCAGUUGGUAGCAAGAAGGUUUGAGUACUGUUCUAAAUGUAGUUGGCGUGUUUUCUCCAGUCGUGCAUGUAUUCCUUCUGGGUAUUCUGGUUUCCUCCCACUGACCAAAAACAUGCAUGUUAGGCUGAUUAGAGACUCCAGACCAGGGGUAGGCAGUCCAGGUUCUGAAAUGUCGCUAUCCAGCACAUUUUUGCUCCAACACACCUAAUUUAAUGAUUGAUUCACCUGUUCACCAAGUCAUCAAGCUCUGCAGAAGCCUGUCAAUCGCCUACUUGUUAAAAGCAGGUGUGCUGGAACAGGAAAAUAACUAAAGCAUGCCGGAUAGCAGCACCCCCGGAACAGGAUUGCUUGUCCCUGUAAAUUUCCCUAUGUGUGAGUGAGCGUGUGAAUGGCAGUCAAUGUGUCCUGGUGAUGGACUAGAGACCUGGUGUCCCCUGCCUCUCACACAAUGGUUAUUGGAAAUGCUCCAACCUCCUGUGACCCUGCUGAAGAAGGAUGGAUGGAUGGAUGGAUGGAUGGAUGGCUGGUUUGCUCAUUAAUGAAGUCCGUUAGGUGAUGCUCAUAUGUUAGGCAUCAGAAAUAUCUAAUUCCUUGUGGCACUAUGAAAGCUGAUAGUUUUUCAAUCCUGUUGAAAAUAUUUCUGACAUGUUUCCCUCUGAAUGCCCAUGGUAAAAACUAAAUUGGCUGUCAAGCCUCCAGAGUAAUUGGAGUCACCCAUGUGCAGCGACUUAUUGUAAUCAGCGACAGCAACACUAAACCCAAAACAUUGAGUGAAGAAAAGAAGCACCCUCUGGGUUUGUACAUCAAUCGUUGAUGAAAAUAUCAAGUUAGUCAAGAAGUAAUGUUUAUAAAUCACAAUUUACCGUAAAAACAUAAUAUCUUAUGUUUUGUGAGGACUAUGUCCCUUCCAUCUUUCUGUUACCAUGUCUUGAUUCCCUCCCCCAACUCUUGAGUGUUUCUUUUCAGUCCAGCUAGCUUCCUGUGAACCUAACCGAACCAAACACCGCCUUAUGAUCCCAGUCAUGGGAAUGCUGGAAUACAAAUGUCAUCGUUCCCCUCGCGCCCUUGAGUAAACAUGCUGCGCUUCUUACAGAACGUACAAAAACAAGAGCUUCUAUUUUUGUUCAGGAAUGUUUAAAAUUUUCUGGGGUUUUUCCCAUCCCAAAGGCUAUUGCAACAAAAGAAAGACAACCUGAUUUAUUUCACUGCUGUUUUAUUAAGCAUCAAAGAAAAGAAUUUCAGUGUUUUUAUUUUGAACCCUUUAAAAAGUACCCUGCAAAUUCAAAGAGGGAGCAGAGAGAGGAUGGUUGGUGACAAGUUCUGAUACCAUGUGUAACCGACCAUAAGGACAAAGCCCGCACCACAUGUUCACGUCUGCUGCAAAAAAUGUCAAGCAAACAUUUAGCUGAUAUCGUUACAAAUGUGUUUUGCUCCGGCCAUCUGUUCAACUAGUAAACGCUUGUGUAUGCCUGUGCUUGUUCCUGCUUGAGAGAAAACAGCUGAUGUGUCUGUUAUAAGCAAAUGAAACAACAUUUAAUCAAUCGACGAUCCACAAAGACCAUGUCUACAUUCCAGAAAGAAUAUUCCAGAUAAUUUGCAUGAAGAUUAAAGAUAAAAAGAUGUUUUUGGCUUUUCGUGCAACCUCCCAGCAUUUUGUUCUGCUGCACACAGAUUAAGAACCACGAUAUUCUGCAUUCAAAGCAGUCAGUCCAAUAAUACAUUUAUUCUAGUUUGGCCUUUGUGCAUUAUUGCAGAACAUAUUUCCAGUUAUGAGAGCCAUUUUUUUUUAAUCAUCUGGUGCAUUUGGUGCUUGUGCCUCUAUGUGAAGAUAACAAGUCGAGUAGAGUAUGUCUGAUAAAGGUGUUUAGAUUCUGUAGCUUCUUUUCAUUUCAAAUCUAUGAAGUCAAGUGCAAAGGGAUACGAGGCUGAGUCACCCCGGCAGCUUAGUAAUGCUGUCCUUAAUCACAAGGAAAUAAAUAAUAUACUUUCAGAUGAAGUCUGUUUCCACAAAAAGGAUGGUGAAAGACCUGAAAGUUAUGUUAAUAGCUUGUUUUUUAUAAUGACAAGAAACACGCAAUUUAGGGAAUUUAUUAGUAAAAAUAAAAGGAACAUCUGAGAACUCCACCAACGUCUCAAAGUAAAGAUAGGAAAUUAAACAAAAAACAAGUUAUUUUUCGAACAGUAAUCUGAAAUUUAUGACAUAUUUAAAAAAAAUUUUUAAACUUCCUAGAUUUCACUUACAUACAUCUUGCUUUACGGAACAGAAGCCUUGAAAUAUUCCGAAUAAUUUUGUCAGAAUUCUGUUAUUUUUAACAUAUUAAAUGUUCAUUUUUAGAUUUGUUUCACUUCUGGGCUCUUAGCUCAUAACCUGUUAUACCUAAUGCACAAACAAGGUAAGAUUUAUAAAUAUCUACAAUUAAUUAUUUAGUUAAGAACAAUGCAAUAACAAAUCAGUGGGAUUGAGAUUGUAAUCUCUUGAUUAGCCAAUACCGGCUGAGUGACUGUUAGAUCCUGCUUCAAGAGCUUAUUAGUCAGAAAACAAGCCUCCGUUUCACUUUGUAUGGUGUUUUUUGUACCAGAUGUAUGAAAAUCCUGAUGCUCUGGUGAUUUUUGCUGCACCAGCUGCUCUGAGAUCUUUGCUGCUGCCGGUUAAUGAGAAAAGGAUAUGCAUGGCUUCAGUUUUCAUCCUGAGUCAUUUUCAGCCACCUGCUUAAUGAUCGGGAAAUCUAAUAAUUAGAAAAGGUUUGGGUCCAGAUAUGAUUUUAAUUAAAAAAGUUGGGUAGAGCUAGAAGUGUCCAUGGCAACUAGAUACCUUGCAGGAUCUGUGGUGACUUUUAGAGAGCUAUAAACGGACUUAAGGAGAGAGAAAACAUCUUAUUUCCUUAGAUGUGAGCAUAAACAAACAACUGAAUGCAUUUUAAUGCAAAUCGUUAAAUAAACUAUAGUUUUUCUUUUGUAAAACUUGGAGGGCCAGGAAGAGUUUAACAAAGUAGUAUAAAUUAUCCAAAAUUCUCCAUAUUUUGUCCAAAACGAAUGAUGAGUGAGAUGAUUUAUGUUGUUCAAUAAGGUUUAUGCUAUAAAACCAUGGGUUAUCUAAUAUAAGCACUGAUUGAAAUCUAACAUCAUUUACUCUUUUUAAAUUUUCUUUGUUAAAAUUGAGCAGCAAAACCAAUUUAUUUCACCUUUGGAACAGUUAAUGUGUGUAAUGUAAAAUGACCACAAUGCACGUCACAUUGAUGGGUUUUAAACUUAUUGUUAACAGACUCAGUGUGAUAACAUCUGACAGGGAUCUCACUGACUUUUACAUCUUUCAUUUUGCAUGCUGCACAUGUUUGCGGAUCCUGCCAAGUAGACAAAGCACAUAUUCAGACUUCUGCCUCCUGCUGCACUCAUGCUGCUCUGCAUGCAGACUCCCAAUAUGCUCAAAUCUUUCAUUGGAUAAUAUGUCAGUUUAAGUUCUAGUCUGUGAGAUAUUUAGAAAUGUUUUAGUUCAGUUGUCCUAUGCAUUCUUUUAAGUGAUCGGAUGAAAAAAAAUGGCACUUGAAUGAUGGGAUCAACCCAUGAAACAUGUUGUUUCCAUCUAAUAAUCACAGUCAGAGUGUUUGGCUGUUUUGUUAUAAAUCUCAGAUAAACCACAGGCUCUGAGCUGAAGCAAUAAAAUAAAUCUGACAAAGAUCUUCCUUUCUCGUUACAUUGCUUUCUGCUGCUCUAUGUGAUAGCAGUGUGCCAGAAAUACCCCACCUAACUUGAGUUUCCAAGAAAAUUCUCUUCAGACAGUAAACGAGACCAAAGACAUGCCCAUCUGUGCUGACACGAUAAUCUUUAAGGUCAUUUAUGCUCACAAAAGGUUUAGACAGAAAAAUAUGAAGGCACAUGCAGUUGUAAUGUAUUCUGGCUAAAAGCAUUUCAUGCCCUGAGAGGGGAAAAAACCCAAAUACCUACACAUGUUGAAGGAGAAAGUGACGUUCACACAUGACAGGAUGUGACUGUGGCUCGCUGACCAUAUUAGGCCUUUUGAAAGUCCUUUUGCGCAAUCCCAAAAAUCAUCAAAAAAGAGAGCGAGAGGGGAAAAAACUUGCAGGAGAGAUUGGGAAUCUAUCAGAAGAACCGAGAACAAAAACGAAGCUAUGCAAUUAUUGUUUCUGGCAGCUAAGAGCCCAUGGCUUAGGGAAAAUCCAUCAAGUCAUUUCAUUAGGAAAAGACCUCGGCAGCGAAAAGAUGUGGAGACAAUGGGCCUACUUGAGAAAUGUGGUUACACAUGAAUAAGUCCUUCUCACAGAGGUCGAAUGAACAUACAAGCUGUGAAAAGGAGGAUUGCUGUUGAGAAAAAAAAACACUCAGUACUAAUGACUCAGACUUGGAACGGCAGAAGACCUUCCUGUGUUUUCUUCUAUGGAAAGCAUCAACACACAUGAAUGCGUGAGAAACGUACAUGUCAUCAAAUUCCUGGGUAAAUAUUUUAUCUAGGAUAUGAUUGCCAGAGUCUAAUUUAUAGGAAAAAUAUGGAAAUAUUUCUGAAAAAAUAUUUGCAUUAGCAUUCAUGGGUUAUUUUGAGCUUGAAUGGAAGGAAAACAGCUGGCAUCAACAUGACAGAGAUUAAACGCCUCAGCCUGAAGAAUGAAAGGUAUUUGGUUAAAAGCUCACUGGCCACGUUUCUCGCAAAACAUUGAAACUUCUUGGAAAGAAAAUAUGAAGAACUGUCAAGGGCGUCAGUUUGUUUUCAGAAUUGCUGGGGACAAUAACCAUACACUUGAGUGGGGUUUAAAAAUUGCUGGGGACAAUCAUUAAAUAGGCUAGCAUAUUUAAGUAUUCAUCAGUUUUUAAUGUUUCACUCCAAUAUGCACAGUAGUGUAUUGACAGUUAUUAAAAAUCCUGUUUUGUUUUUCCAACGGCACUGAAACCCCCCAUUAGCCUGUAAGCAAGGUGGAAUCUUUACAUCCAUAUAGCUAGCCUAGCAAAAAAGAUCUUGUAUUAUUAUUAUUAUUAUUGUAUUAUAUUAUAUAUAUCCUUGUUUUAUUUUUGACUGUCAAAUUAGAUUUUCAGAGAAAAAUACUCAUCUUUAUAUCAGGCUCCACUCUCUGGUCAACUCCACACUCCGACAACCUAGCUGUCCGUGAACUACGGGAUUCAUUGAUUUUUUUUUAAAAGUGAAGAUGAAAAGUAGGUGUCCGUUGACCAUGUCGAAAAGAAAGAACGCACCCGAUAUCAGAUGGUUUUUCGGCAAGAAAAAAUGUGCACCUCAAGGCUGGAUUACUCCAACUCCUGCUUAUAUGGCAUCAGUAAAGCAGCUCUUUCUAGACUUCAGCUGGUCCACAAUUCAACAGCUAGGUUGCUGACUGGAGCUGACAGAAGACAACACAUUUCUCCAAUUCUGAAAUCUCUUCACUGGUUGCCCGUGCAGUUCAGGAUAAACUUCAAAAUUAUGCUUCUCACUUACAAAUCCUUGAACCAUCAAGCUCCUCCAUAUCUGUGUGAAAUGGUCCAUUACUACAACCCGCCGCGUGCUCUCAGGUCUGAAGAUAAGGUCCUCCUAGCUGUUCCCAAUGCACGUUUAAAAAGCCGUGGAGAGAGGGCUUUCUCUGUCUGUGCACCGAAGCUGUGGAACGCAUUACCACUGCUAGUGAGGCUAGCACCAACAGCUAGCAUUUUUAAAUCACGCCUGAAA
This is a messenger RNA of Nothobranchius furzeri (turquoise killifish), 10260 nucleotides long. RefSeq names its product G-protein coupled receptor 26. Gene Ontology annotation, cellular component: membrane. The record is from RefSeq and is a predicted model, not a curated record. Lineage: Eukaryota; Metazoa; Chordata; Actinopteri; Cyprinodontiformes; Nothobranchiidae. Gene Ontology annotation, molecular function: G protein-coupled receptor activity. Gene Ontology annotation, biological process: adenylate cyclase-activating G protein-coupled receptor signaling pathway.